Molecule: messenger RNA, 1092 nt
Organism: Hydra vulgaris (swiftwater hydra)
Lineage: Eukaryota; Metazoa; Cnidaria; Hydrozoa; Anthoathecata; Hydridae
Product: piggyBac transposable element-derived protein 3-like
Source: RefSeq, a predicted model, not a curated record
AUGUUUGUUGAUGACAAUCUUAUCGACAUUCUUGCUGAACAAUCUAGUUUAUAUAGUUGCCAGUCAUCAGGUACAAGCAUUUGUGUCACAUCCAAUGAAAUAGAAUCGUUUAUUGGUGUUUAUUUUCGUAUGGGUCUUGUGAAACUACCAUCAGUGAGAUCUUAUUGGGAAACCUUUAUGAAUUAUGAUGGAGUAAGCUUAGUAUUAUCAAGGAAUAGAUUUCUUUCUAUUCUUCGCUAUUUACACUUUGUUGACAAUUUAAAAGUAACAGAUGAAGUAAAGAAAAAUGAUCGGGCCUGGAAAUUAAGACCUUGGUUGGAAAAACUGAGAGAAAAUUUCUUAAAAGUUUCUCCUGAAGAAAAUCAAUCAGUUGAUGAGAUAAUGGUUGCCUUCAAAGGAAGGUCAUUUUUGAAGCAAUAUGUCCCAAAUAAACCCAAUAAGUGGGGGUUUAAACUUUGGGGUAGAUGUGGUGUCAGCGGGUAUUUGUAUGACUUUGAUUUAUAUCAAGGAAAAGAAAUAAAAAAGAAAGAUGAAUAUUCUCCUCAUGGUAUUGGGGCAUCUGUUGUAAUCAAAAUGACCUCAACUUUGCCAGAAAAUCAUAAUUUUAAAAUAUUUGCUGAUAAUUAUUUUUCUUCUUUGCCUUUGCUAGAUGAACUGAAAAAGCGUCGAAUAUGGUAUGUUGGAACAGCACGCCUUAAACGCCUUAACAAAUGCUCAUUGCCUUCAGAAAAAGAAUUGAAAAAGCAGGGACGUGGAUCAUUUGACUAUCGUACUGACACCAUUUCUAAUAACAUAGCUGUUAGUUGGAUAGAUAACAAGGCAGUAACUUUAAUUUCAUCUUUUGCGAGUAUUGAACCAAUCAAUACAGUGAGGCGUUAUGACAGAAAAACCCGCAAAUAUAUUAUGGUAAAGCAACCUUACAUAGUCCAGUUUUAUAAUAAAAAUAUGGGUGGAGUUGACAAACUGGAUAUGAUGUGCUCAUUCUACAAACCAAAUUUGAAAUGCCAUAGAUGGUAUGUAUAUAUAUGGGCACAUACCCUUCUUAUUGCGUUAUCAAAUGCAUGGUUUUUGUAUCGUCGGGACUUAAAGUAA